GUACAGAAGAAAAAGGCAUUUCACCAUCCCACUCCUCAUUUCAUUGGCUAUCAGCUCCAAGGAAGUUCCAUUAUUUCUGGUACCAUCAGAGAAAGACGCCAUUACCAGCAGUUCCAGGACACCUAACCAAAGGCUGGUGUCAAGACUGUGCUAAUGACCUCCAGGUCCUAAGUCUCUUGUUGCCUGGUGACAAAGUUUCACAGUUGAGGAGGAGAAGCUGGGACUAGCAGGCUUCACAAGAAACACAAAGGUAUAGCCUUGCUCACUGCAUAUCCACUGACCUGACCCAUAGUACAACUCUAGUAGGAAUUGUUGGACAGAUGACUGAAUGAGGAGACUGAACUGUAGCCAGCUCUAGAGAUUAAAACAGUUUUUCAUGAUUUUUCCUCACACUGAUCACUAUCCAAUCAGAACAACAAACUUCUAACGCUCCCUCACUAAAAGAACAUGGUUAAGGGUGAGAAAGGCCCCAAGGGCAAGAAGAUCAACCUCAAGGUGGCCAAGAAUUGCAUCAAAAUCACUUUUGAUGGGAAAAAGCGCCUUGACUUGAGCAAGAUGGGAAUUACCACCUUCCCCAAGUGUAUUCUGCGCCUUAGUGACGUGGACGAGCUGGACCUUAGCCGGAAUCUGAUCAGGAAGAUCCCUGACUCCAUCUCCAAGUUCCAGAACCUCCGGUGGCUGGACCUGCACAGCAACUACAUAGACAAGCUGCCUCAGUCCAUUGGCCAGAUGACCAGCCUGCUCUACCUCAACGUCAGCAACAACCGGCUGACCAGCAACGGGCUGCCCGUGGAGCUGAAGCAACUCAAGAACAUCCGCACUGUGAACCUAGGCUUGAACCACCUGGACAGUGUGCCCACCACGCUGGGGGCCCUGAAGGAGCUCCACGAGGUGGGGCUCCAUGACAACCUACUGAACAACAUCCCCGUGAGCAUGUCCAAGCUCCCCAAGCUGAAAAAGCUCAACAUAAAGCGGAACCCCUUUCCAAAGCCAGGUGAGUCGGAAAUGUUCAUAGACUCCAUCAGGAGGCUGGAGAACUUGUAUGUUGUGGAGGAGAAGGAUCUGUGUGCGGCUUGCCUGAGAAAAUGCCAAAACGCCCGGGACAACCUGAAUAGAAUCAAGAACAUGGCCACGACAACACCGAGAAAGACCAUCUUUCCCAAUCUGAUCUCACCCAAUUCCAUGGCCAAGGACUCCUGGGAAGACUGGAGGUGACUUGGAACCUGACCCUGAGGCAGAAGGGAAAGAGAGAGGGAGGGAAGAGGGCAGUGGGCUACAUCCACAGGAAACCAAGGGCUCCCCUGUGGCUGCAGCAGCUCUUUCAGCCAAGCCCAUAAAACUCCUUUCCUUACUU
This is a messenger RNA of Pan troglodytes (chimpanzee), 1354 nucleotides long. RefSeq names its product leucine rich repeat containing 18 (gene LRRC18). Gene Ontology annotation, molecular function: protein binding. Gene Ontology annotation, cellular component: cytoplasm. NCBI's taxonomy places the organism in Eukaryota, Metazoa, Chordata, Mammalia, Primates, Hominidae. The transcript has 4 exons. The coding region runs from base 448 to 1215 and encodes 255 amino acids. The record is from RefSeq and is a predicted model, not a curated record.